AUGGCUGUACAUAGUGUUGAUCGUAAUGUUGGCGCAGCACCAGAAGCAAUUCUAGAGAACGUAUGGGCCAGCUUUAUUGGUGUUGAUGGAGGAAAUGAAGGAACAAGCGACACAACAAACAUGUCAAAAGCCUGGGAAGAACUACCAAGUCUUGAUGGAAGAGAAGGAUCAUUAGAAGUUCUUCAAAGGCUACCAAGUCUGGGUAGGUGGAUGUCAAUGGGAGCUGAGGCCUGGGAAGAGCUUCUCGACACUUGCGGUAUUCCUUCUUGUCAUAUUGAGAAGUCUUGCGGUGACAAAUUACAGGGAAAUGAGGCUGCCAAACUAGCCAUGGAAGAGAUGGUUGAGAGAGUAGAGAAAGUGGCAACAAAGCAUUAUCGUGGAGUUAGGAGAAGGCCAUGGGGAAAGUAUGCAGCAGAAAUCAGAGACUCGUCAAGAAAAGGAGCUAGAGUUUGGCUUGGGACUUUCGAGACUGCUGAGGAGGCAGCUUUGGCGUAUGACAAAGCUGCUUUGAGAAUCAGAGGUACAAAAGCACAUCUUAACUUCCCUUUUGAAAGAGUUGCAAAGGCUGUUGGACUUGAGAAUUGCAGCCUCAACAAUAUUUGUUCCCCUACAACUUCUCACAAUGGUUUGAAUCCUCUCAAGAGAGGAGUGCGAGAGUGGGAAGAAAAUGUUGAGGUAAUGACUACAAAAUCUGCAUCAAAACGAAACGUAAGCAUGGAAAAAAUGUUCAAAGAUGAGUUUGAUGUGUUUGAGUUCCAAGACCUGGGAAGUGACUACUUGGACAGUUUGCUCUCUUCAUUUUGA
Messenger RNA from Fragaria vesca subsp. vesca, 804 nucleotides. Its product is annotated as ethylene-responsive transcription factor ERF091-like. Gene Ontology annotation, biological process: ethylene-activated signaling pathway; regulation of DNA-templated transcription. Lineage: Eukaryota; Viridiplantae; Streptophyta; Magnoliopsida; Rosales; Rosaceae. The transcript has a single exon. The record is from RefSeq and is a predicted model, not a curated record. Gene Ontology annotation, molecular function: DNA binding; DNA-binding transcription factor activity. The coding region runs from base 1 to 804 and encodes 267 amino acids.